CCCUACUUCAAUACAAGACCAAAAGGGUGCGAAGAUAAGAUCAGGAAGAAGAAAAGAGAGAAUGGAGACUUUCCCAGUUAUUGACAUGGAGAAGCUUAAUGGUGGAGAGAGAGGAGCGACCAUGGAUUUGAUAAAAGAUGCCUGUGAGAAUUGGGGCUUCUUUGAGUUGGUGAAUCAUGGGAUUUCCCAUGAUUUGAUGGACACUGUAGAGAAGCUGACAAAAGAUCAUUACAGAAAGUGUAUGGAGAAAAGGUUCAAGGAAAUGGUGGAAAGUCGGGGUCUGGACGCUGCUCAUUCCGAAAUCAAUGAUAUGGACUGGGAAAGCACCUUCUUCUUGCGCCACCUUCCUGUCUCGAACAUAUCAGAAAUCCCAGAUCUUGAUGAAGAUUACAGGAAGGCAAUGAAGGAAUUUGUAGUGGAUUUAGAGAAAUUAGCCGAGCAACUCUUGGACUUGCUGUGUGAGAAUCUUGGGCUGGAGAAAGGAUACCUGAAGAAUGCCUUCUAUGGAUCAAAAGGCCCAACUUUUGGCACAAAGGUCAGCAAUUACCCUCCUUGUCCCAAACCAGAGCUAAUCAAGGGCCUCCGGGCGCACACAGAUGCCGGUGGCAUCAUCCUUCUCUUCCAAGAUGACAAGGUCAGUGGGCUGCAGCUUCUCAAGGAUGGUAAAUGGGUGGAUGUGCCCCCAAUGCGCCACUCCAUUGUGAUCAACAUUGGCGACCAGCUUGAGGUUAUUACCAAUGGCAAAUAUAAGAGUGUAUUGCACCGUGUGAUUGCACAACCGGAUGGUAACAGAAUGUCAAUAGCAUCAUUCUACAACCCGGGCAGCAAUGCUGUUAUCUAUCCAGCGCCGACAUUGGUGGAGAAAGAAGCAGAGAAAAGCCAAGUGUAUCCAAAGUUUGUGUUCGAAGACUACAUGAAACUGUAUGCAGGAGUGAAGUUCUUGGCCAAGGAACCAAGGUUCGAAGCCAUGAAGGCAGUGGAAUCCACUGUUAAUUUGGCUUCUAUUGCCACUGUCUGAGCUCUCCCAUGACAGAAAGCAAAAAUGGUUAUAUGUUGUUUCUCAGUUUCUGUGGAUAAGCAUAGUCUUAGCAAUGAGUCUUGUCGUUUCUUUGUUGAGUCCUCAUGAUUAUGUUUUUAGGUGUGCUCUGUCUGGCUCAUGGUCAAGCUUUAUGGUUCUCCCAAUAGUUCCUGUCGUGUGAUGUAUGUAUGUUUGUAUGUCCUGUUGCUGUCGAAGCUGUACUGUUUAGAAAGUGAUAAAAACGUAUCCAUUUAGAUAA
This is a messenger RNA of Juglans microcarpa x Juglans regia, 1277 nucleotides long. Its product is annotated as 1-aminocyclopropane-1-carboxylate oxidase-like. Lineage: Eukaryota; Viridiplantae; Streptophyta; Magnoliopsida; Fagales; Juglandaceae. Bases 62 to 1018 code for a protein of 318 amino acids. The transcript is spliced from 4 exons. The record is from RefSeq and is a predicted model, not a curated record.